GUAUUCAGUCCACAGCGAUCGUCAGCGCUGGCAGCGUGCCGUCCGUACGGAUGGCAUAGGCUUCGAGUAUUUAGCACCCUAAGGGUUAAGAAUGCGGUAUGAUCGAAAAGAGAGAGAGGGAGAGAGAGAGAUCUUUGAAAAGUUUUAAACGAGAGACAAAGUUUGAGAAAAUCACAUUGCGUCGAAUAAGCAGUUAUCUUGAAAUUAUUAUUCUAUUACUUUUACUUCGCUUUUGAAAUUGUUUAAUUCCGAUCGCUUUACCAGUAAGCUAACCAGUAACCGAUGAUGGAACUUCUCGAUGAUAAAAAGUUCGUAAAAGUUAGUGGUAUAAUGGUAUGAUAUCCAGGUAGUCGACUUCGCUGUUCCGUACCAAAGACCAAGCGGUUUCACGAUAAUGAUGCUGAAGAAAAGGAGGCAAGUCCCGUUCCUCAGGUUCCUAAUGAUCUUGGAGAUCGAUGUCUGGAUAGGUUUUGCGUUCGCUUUCCUCUUCACGAUAUUUCUAUUAUAUAGUCUGGAGAGGUACUCGCCCUUUAGCUACCGGAACAAUCGGGCAAAGUAUCGGAACGAGGCGGACGAUCGAUUCUCCUCGUUGAAGGAGUGUUUCUGGUUCGCGUUCACGUCAAUCACUCCCCACGGAGGAGGAGAAAUGCCCAAAAAUUUAUCAGGGAAAAUAGUGGCCGGGACCUGGUGGCUGUUUGGCUUCGUCAUGGUCGCCGCUUAUUCUGCCAAUCUCGCGGCCUAUGAAACUCUAGAACGGUUGGAGAGAAACAUCGAGUCCAUGGACGACCUUAGAAAGCAGUAUCGAGUUCAGUAUUCCACUGUGGCCAAUUCCUCGGCUUUCAGAUAUUUCUUAGCAAUGAGAUGGAUGGAGGAAUGGUUCUACACGUAAGA
Molecule: messenger RNA, 891 nt
Organism: Bombus pyrosoma
Lineage: Eukaryota; Metazoa; Arthropoda; Insecta; Hymenoptera; Apidae
Product: ionotropic receptor 25a-like
Exons: 1
Coding region: 395-889 (164 amino acids)
Biological process (GO): modulation of chemical synaptic transmission; synaptic transmission, glutamatergic; monoatomic ion transport
Cellular component (GO): plasma membrane; postsynaptic membrane
Molecular function (GO): transmitter-gated monoatomic ion channel activity involved in regulation of postsynaptic membrane potential; glutamate receptor activity
Source: RefSeq, a predicted model, not a curated record